Molecule: messenger RNA, 2078 nt
Organism: Salvia hispanica
Lineage: Eukaryota; Viridiplantae; Streptophyta; Magnoliopsida; Lamiales; Lamiaceae
Source: RefSeq, a predicted model, not a curated record
AAGAAAAAAAGAUAGAGGUGGAGGAGUGGGAAAAAACAGAGAUGGUUGAUCAUUGGAGCCACGAGCAUCCACUUACUCUGGUGGAAACUCGUGGAGGAGAUCACUGUUACGGUUGUGAAGUGCGGUUUGGUAGCGGAGAGCAAGCUUAUGGAUGCAGCAUCGACGGGUGUGAGUAUUCAAACCUAUUGCACCAAGAAUGUGCAGCGGUGGCGAGAGAGAUACGGCAUCCAUUGCACCACCCUCAUCACAUCCUCAUCCAACGCCACGAACCUGAUUUAAGGGGGUGUAAUAUUUGUGAAAGGACUAUUUGGAGCAUUGGCUACAAAUGUACAAGCUCAGGAUGCUGGUUCCAGAUGCACCUAAGAUGCGCGCAUGACAGUGAUCUGAUCGAUGCAGCAACCCCUGACGUUGAUGAGCAAAGGCGUGCCAUCAUACGCCAUCCAAGUCACCCCAAACAUGACUUGAAGUUGUUGAGGGGAAGGUGUCCCUCCAAGUGCGAUGCUUGUGGCGCCACACGCAAAGGGAGUUCCUAUAUAUGCACCAAAGAUGCUUGCCAAUAUUUGAUCCAUCAAAAAUGUGCUUCAUUGCCUCAACACUUGAAAAGGGAAGACCAUCAUCACUCUCUUUCUCUCUCUUUUCAGGUCCCACGAGAAUACAUCAGACUUCAAUACAAAUGUGAUGUAUGCAACAUAUCUUUUCUACCCAACUAUUGGAUAUAUCAUUGCCCACUUUGCAGAUAUAUUGUCCACAUCAAAUGCGCCUUCAACAAGAAGCCUCGGGUCAUUGAUAUAUCCAUUGGGAAAGACAUAGUCCAUCUUCCAACGAAUGAGGUGGCCGUGGAACAAAUUACACCGUUUGUGAUGAGACAAAGAGGAGGAGAAAUAUUGAUACCACCCAUCAUCCUCCCUGCUUCAAGCCCAUCCAUUGAGUUGGUGAAUGUGAAAUACUAUAAGUUCAUUCAUCACCAACAUCAACUCACUUUAGUCUCAUCUGGCGAUCCAAGCCAAGAAGAAGAAGAAGAACAAGAUGAGGAGAAUUAUGGAGUGAGAUCAGAAUUGAUAUGUGAUGGGUGCAUCACUCCUAUAUCAUCAUCAUCAUACUACUACAUGAGUUGCAGUGAAUGCAAAUACAAUCUUCACUUGGCUUGCUUUCACUUGCCACCUAACGUCCCGUCUCUUCCAAUCCACCGCCACGAUUAUCAUCACUCGCUGGACCUCCUAUCUUGUGACAAACUUCGACCUUGGCAGAUCACAAUAUGCAGUGUGUGUCAGAAUGCUACGAAUGGGCUGUUUUAUAGUUGCACAGCGUGCAACUUCAACGUCGAUAUGCUAUGCGGUUGUAUGCCGGAUACCAUUCACCACGCAUUUCACCCGCAACAUCUCCUCAAGCAUGUGACCGAGUCGGAUCUAGGCAGGGAUAUCAAUCGACGGCGCUUGUCGUGUGCUGCUGGCUGUGGCGAAGAUGUAGACGAUUAUGAUUGUUACAGGUGUUGCAGCAUCCCGUGUGAAUUCAUUGUGCACGUCAGAUGCGCGUUGCUGCCUGUGUCAGUCAGAAGCCGUAGAUGGGACGAGCACCACCCGCUGCUGUUGACAUACGACGCCACUCUCAACCGUCCGGGGGAUUUCUACUGCGAUCAAUGCGAAAAACAGAUGAAUCCCAGGAGUUGGAUGUAUCACUGCCGCACCUGCGAUAUAUCCUUCCAUCCUAAUUGCUUUAAAACUACAUCUGGCUGGUUCAGAAACAUCAGGUUGGGGCAGGAAUAUGAUGUGAAUGCAGAAACCCAUCCACACCCUCUCACCUUUCAACUUCUCACCACAAAACGCCGCUGCGACAUUUGUGGUUGGGAUAGGCAUGAAAAACAAGGAUUUUACUGUGCAUUAUGCAACUUCUUCAUUUGUCUCUAUUUCUGCGGUGAAAAGAUGAUCGAAUAUGGGGACAUGAAGGCCGUCGGAUGAAUGAGAGAAAUUAUAUGUUUCAGAUCAUUUGUUUAGUACUCUGUCUAGAAUGAUGAUACACAUGUCUAUCUCUUUCCUCUUGUAUUGUUAUACCUAUAUAUUAUAUUUGUUAUUAUUUCAUUU